CAACGGCCCGAAGUCAAUGCUUCCAAAUUGAUUUCGGAAGGAUUCGAGGUGACGACGGCUGACAACGAGUCGUUAGAAGUCUUAUGGGUGGUGUGGCUGGACCCGCGAACAACAGAAUGUUGCUCUCGAUGACGGCACGCGAACUAGCCGAAAACGAUGACCAGGCCACUAGUCUGGUAAUCGACCCAUGGUUAGGUUUCCAAACGCACAAAAUGAACCUCAGGUUCAGACCCCCCCGUGCAAAUGUUCGCAAUGCUCAACUCCGACGGAUCGUGGAGGGGUUUCGUGUGGAUUUCGAUUAUGAAGCUGCAUUCGAGAAAUUAUGUGCGGGAAAUUGGAUUCCGCCGGCAUGUCUCACGAAGUCGCGGAAGGACGCCUUCAAAGAACACGUUUACCGGUAUUUGCGGCUUUUCGCUAAAGAGAGCGGAUUCGAGAUCCUGCCCUGCGACCGGUAUUCGACCGAGGGUCACAUGGGCGCCCGGCUCUGCGCUACUCGGGAUUGGCGGAAGAACGAUACGAUACGGAACCUCGUCGGGUGCAUCGCCGAACUCUCGCCAAUCGAAGAGAGGCAAAUUCUGGUCGCCGGUCGGAACGACUUCAGCGUGAUGUAUUCUACGCGGAAAAAUUGUGCUCAGCUCUGGUUGGGACCGGCGGCGUUCAUAAACCACGACUGCCGAGCUAACUGUCGCUUCGUUUCGACGGGUCGAGGAAGCGCCUGCGUCAAAGCGCUCCGAGACAUCGGGAUUGGCGAAGAGAUCACGUGCUUCUACGGCGAAGACUUCUUCGGUGAUUCGAACUGUUUUUGCGAAUGCCAUACCUGCGAACGUCGGGGUAGCGGGGCGUUCCGCGUGGACGCAUCCGACGCACAAUCCGACGUUGGAGACUCCUCGUCGAGUCAGAGUGAAGUCGACGGAGCCCGAAAAUACUCGUUUCGCGAAACAGACAACCGACUCCGUCGGAUACUCAACGGCGGACCCGAGGCCGGCGUUGAUCCUACGACCUCGCCCAACGGAACGGCAACAACGACGGCGAUGACCCCGGCAGCGAUCUCUUCAUCGGCAGUCGCGACGACGACCACGCAGGUCGCAGCGGCCACCACAACAGCUGCGAACAGCCGCUGGUCCGAGCGACGGAACAGCCAGACUUCCAAUGGUUCUCAAGAAUCCAAACGACCUCGACGGUAUAAACGUCGUUCCACUGUCGAGGACAUGAUGCCGGAAGAUACGAUCUCUCCGAAGGAAUCGGACCAACGAGUGAAAGACGCAUUAAUGCUGAAGAACGAGCGUCUGAGAAUCCCUAACGACCCUGUCCCGGUCGAUAACAAACCCCCUACGAUCCAUAAAACACGCUCGUCGACGCGUCAUCAGCCACCAAAGAAUACUCCGAGGAAUAACGAGAACCGUCGUCGAGGGAAGCUCAACCUGAACGUGCCCGCCACAAACUCAUCGCUGAGCUCUUCAGCGCGAACCUCAGAAGACGACGAUCGAUCGGUGGACGGAAGUUUCUCGCGACGGCGGAGUACGCGAAGAAGCUGUGGAGGCGACUCGAGAAUCACCAAUCGAGACCGGGAUACUGCGGUUCAGGUAAACAAAGUCUCCAGUCAGAGCGAUGCGGUCGGCAACCGGGCCCAACGCGUAGACUUAGCGCAUCAUCGCCACCAUCAUCAUCACCAUAAUCAUCAUCGCCAUGAUGAGUACGAUGGGAGUCAGCUGUCGUCCGAACCCGCCUCCCCAGCCUCGGUGGCUGAGGUCCCCGUAACAGCCGCUAGGCACAGUCCACUGAAACUUACCAUUCGCAUGGAUGCGGAUAAGCUCUAUCAGGUGUUUCCGUCGCCCGCUAAAAAGCCGCGGGUGGACAACAAGCCUUUGGAGGGCAACUCCUGGUCGUCUCCUCUUACCAGAGCCAGACGUUCGUCGGAUAUUUUCCACUUGGGUCAAACCAAACGGAUCCGGUUGAUCGUAGGCAAGGACUCUAUCAAUAUCGACUUGGCGAAACGCACCAGAUCGGUCGAGACCACUGGCAAGCGGUAG
This is a messenger RNA of Galendromus occidentalis (western predatory mite), 2030 nucleotides long. It is a transcript of the gene Hmt4-20, whose product is annotated as Histone methyltransferase 4-20. Gene Ontology annotation, cellular component: nucleus. Lineage: Eukaryota; Metazoa; Arthropoda; Arachnida; Mesostigmata; Phytoseiidae. Bases 84 to 2030 code for a protein of 648 amino acids. The transcript has 3 exons. The record is from RefSeq and is a predicted model, not a curated record. Gene Ontology annotation, molecular function: histone H4K20 methyltransferase activity; protein binding.